Messenger RNA from Mya arenaria, 4438 nucleotides. RefSeq names its product echinoderm microtubule-associated protein-like 2. Gene Ontology annotation, cellular component: mitotic spindle. The transcript is spliced from 27 exons. Gene Ontology annotation, molecular function: microtubule binding. Gene Ontology annotation, biological process: microtubule cytoskeleton organization. The record is from RefSeq and is a predicted model, not a curated record. Lineage: Eukaryota; Metazoa; Mollusca; Bivalvia; Myida; Myidae. The coding region runs from base 60 to 3662 and encodes 1200 amino acids.
GUCAUUAAAUCAAGCAGAGAUUCUCAGUACAAUAUUAAUUGUUAUUUGAUUUUGCAAAAAUGAUGGAUGUAGAUAUUGAAGAUAAAUACCCGGACUUCUCGUUUGAGGAGGACAUGCCGGUGGGAAAGACCUCCAAAGGUCAUAAGUCACGAAACCACGUGACUGACAGUCAGAAGGAGAACAACAAACCAAAAACUCCACAGUUCCGGAAGGCAUUUAGAGACACGGACUUCGGAGGUGAAAACGAUGCGCGCGAUGAUCGUCGAAAGCAAGACGAAAAACUGUUAAACGAAUUGUCUGAAGUCAUCCGAGAUUACAGUCAACAGCGCAUGCGUGCGCUUCACAUGAGCUUCCGGCUUUACGGAAACGACGAAAUGUGCAUGAACUACAAAGAAAUGACUCAAUCGUUUCAGGAGAACAACGUGUCAAUUCCCGGAAGCCUGUUGAAGUCCCUGACCGUUAAGUUCGAGAGCAAACGGGGUAUCGAUUUGGAGGGGAUGUACCGCUUCCUGUCAGAAGCUCACAACAACACAGGUCGUGAUAGCGUCCUCGCAAGGCACACUAGGAACGACUUGGCACCGAGGUCGGACGUCUCCCAGGAAGAGGUGGACGAGGACCUCCUGUGGCGCGUUGAGGCACAGCUCGUGCAAAUGCGUGAGAACAUGGACAUAUCGGAGCUACGCAUGGAGUUCCAGGCACGUGAUCACGGAAAGUGCGGCAAGAUUGAUGCUGUGGUGGUACACCAAGUGUGCCAGGAAUUUCAACUUCCGGUAUUCGGUUCGCUCCUUAAGAACCUUGUCAAACGAUGUGAUGACGAAAAGAACCAGAAAGUCAGCUGGCCUGAACUUCUCUCAUUCCUAGAACGUGGGCAGGAAAACGCUUGGCGUCGGGACCCGAGCCUCAAGUCCAUACCGCUACAGCGCUACAAACAGGCGCUUGCUACACCCUCACCUCUUGAUGAUCUGUCCUCUAAGACGCGGGAAAAUAUAGUCAUUCAAUUGAGGAAAAAGUCUAUAUUCCGACGAGCAGACAGUCCGUCUCCGAACGGAGUAAGCGAUAAACAGGAAACAGGAGAAGACCAGGGAGCUUUGAGGGCAGCCUCAGCCACUGUACCGAAGCAAGUGGGGAUGUCAAACACAACAGAAAAGAGCGGCAGCGCAACUGUGGGACGCCGGAAAGAAAGGCAGUUACAUGAGCUGGAGGCUGAGGUGGCUGAUCAGCCAGCCCCUGAGGUUGGGAUGCACGUUCAGAUCACAGUGGACGAGCCCUCAGAUACGAGCAGUCCCACUAAGACACUCCCGGAUCACCUCUCCGUUGAAUCCAUUAGCGAAAAUCAAGACCAGCAGGAUUCAUGGCAAAAUUCAACACUUCCUGCUUCUGCCAAUAACGAUGAUCCUUUGAAUUCCGAGCCCUAUAUAAAAUUUCCUGCAAAACAGAAUGGCACCAACGAUCUUUCAAUCAAUGAAUCAUCUCUUCCUUCUAAAGAAACAAAGGCAAUGGUAGAAAAUGAUGUUUUAUCUGAAAAGGACAACAAAAUUGACGAAAAGAAGAACACUAUCGCCAACAAUGGCAAGAAAGCAGGUGGGAAAACUGCACAAGCAAAUAAGAAAGCUGACACCAAGGACAGCACGGAAGUAGUUACCGUGAAGAAUGGUCAGAUCGUCUCAGUCAUGUCACAGGAAGAAGCACUGGAUGACAGGAAACAACAGUCCCCAGCCAAGAAGCAAACGACAAUUAACAUGGGCAUCAAUGGCAAGGACAUGACCUUUACCUAUGACGAGGACAAGGUCAAAGGUCAACUCAUAGACCCGCCAACAGAGAGGCUCAAGCUUCAGUGGGUGUACGGUUACCGUGGUAACGAUUGUCGGAAGAACGUGCACCUGCUGGGUAGCGGAGAUACGAUAUACUUCAUGUCCUAUAUCGUUGUCAUCUACAACAGACAGGCCAACAGACAGAGGCACUAUAAAGAACACACAGAGGACAUGAAGUACAUUGAUGUGCAUCCGAACAAAAACAUUGUUGCUAGCGGACAAUAUGCGAGCAGGAAGAAGCCUGAUAAUAAGGCUCACAUCAGGGUGUGGCGGGCCGAUAAUCUGACCACCCUACACGUGCUGGGUACGGGGCUGUGCGAGAAAUCCAUCGCCUGCCUCGCUUUCGCCCCAAAUAAGGAACUGUUGGCUGCAGUGGACAAUAGCCUUGAGAAGAAGCUGACUAUCUGGGACACUGCCACCGGACAACAGAGAGGGGAGGAGCUGCUAAACACGGACCUCGUUUGUGAUAUUGGAUUCAACCCGAAGUACCCAGACAGUCUGGUUACGGUAGGGAAGGAACACACGUGCUGGUGGAAGGUCUACCCCGACAGUGCUACCAUCCAAAACAGCGCCUCGCCCGAGUAUGACCAAUUCCUGCGGGCAAAAUUUACCAUCUGUCUGGACUUUAACGAGGGAGGCGACUUGGUGACGGGUGAUUCGAAUGGGACUAUCUAUGUGUUUGGAGAUGGCGGGAAAAGAAUCACGAACUAUAUUAAACACGCUCAUGAUGGCCCUGUAUUCACAGUGAUGUACUAUAAGAGCUACAUUUUGUCUGGCGGUCGUGACGGCAUCAUACACUGCUGGGUCUGCAACAAGAACAUGGACUCUGCCGCCUUUGUCAAGUUGCCUGAGACGGAGGGUGGUGUACGAAUGUUGUGUGUGGGACAGAAAGAGCUGAUGAUAGGAACGACAAUGAAUUCCCUCCUAGUCGUGCCCAACAUAGACAACGAACCGCCCCUCCGAGGGUCCUUCAUAGAACACACACCGCUCACACAGAGUCAUUAUGAUGACGUCAGAGGCAUUACACGUGUUACCAACUCGUCCACUGACAUCAUAACAGCAGGACUGGAUGGACUGAUUUGCGGAUACAGCACAUCUGGGAAAAUAUCGAAAUCAAAAGUACAGUUUAAGGGUUACCAGUACCUGUGUGUAGAUAGCAACAAUGCUGGAAACCUCCUCGCUCUGGGAACAAGGGAUGGCCAUGUACAUGUACUGCAGAAGGAGGGAGAUCGUUGGACACAGCUAUUUGACCGUAAAGUCAGCAGGGACCGUCUAGACUCUGUCAAGUUUUCGACCGAUUAUAAACAACUAGCGAUUGGUUCGCACGACACGACGAUAUAUGUCCUCGGUUAUCUGCAGAAAGACGAUGGAACGUACAUUUGGGAGUUCACUGGCAAACUCAAGGGACAUUCGGGCCCAGUGAACGCCGUAGAUUGGUCAACAAACAAACAUGGAGAUUUCUACCUUUUACGAUCCAGCUCAACUGCCAUGGAACUCAAGUAUUGGCAACCUACCACUCUUGAGCUCUUCCUUAAACAAGCAGUACUUCCAUCAAUGCAAUGGGCAACAGACAGCGUUACAAUCGACGCCUCUAUAGCUGGAAUAGUUGCAUCCAGGACAACGAAAGAACGGGAAAUGACAUCGGUAGGGGUAUUUGGCAAAAUUGCGGUAGCAGGCGAUAACUGUGGCAACCUCAGUUUGUUCCGGUAUCCGUGUAGCCAGGUUGGGGCUUUCUGCCACUCAUACCGUUGCCAUGCCACAGUGCGCAGGUUGGUAUUCUCCCCCUCUGGACGGUAUGUGAUGACCGUUGGCGGGAAGGACUCCUGCCUCAUGCAGUGGGAGGUCGUAUGAUACUCGCUUCGGGGACCAAAUAGAAAUACAUUGGCACUGAGUGUACCUUGUCUUUUCAUUAGCAUUGUCGUUAAAGUGUUCGUACUGCACUCACUUGAGGACGUCGUUCGCUACAUGACAUGCUUUACAUGUAAAUGCAAAAAAAAGAUCUUGGGAUAACACAAGUAUUAUGCAUACUAAGGUCAUGAACUUUUGUGCACACGUUUUAAAGGACCAAUACAGAAAUCAUGCACAUCAUUUAAAAAUAGUGUAAAAAAUACGGCAACAAAAUCGAUAGCAGAACAUUGUAAAACUGACAAUGCGCGGCGCUGUUCUUGAUUCACAUGUGUGUUUCUCCGAUUAAGUAUGGCCCCCUUCGAAGAAGAGGGGGUUUAUUGCUAUGCACAUGUCGGUCGGUAUGACGGUCGGUCGGUCGGCCCGUCCGUACGUAGACCAAUGCUUUUCCGAGUGAUAACUCGACAAUUCCUUGACCUAUUGUGAUCAUGACCCUUGUAGAUGACACUUAUUGAUUUUAGGGGUCAUCGGGUCAAAGGUCAAGGUCACAGUGACCCUGAACGCAAAAAAACUUGUCCGUGUGAUAACUCGACAAUGCCUGUACCCAUGGCCCUACUUGACAUUAAGAUUGGGGUGACCAGUAGAUGACCCCUAUUGUUUUUGAAGUCAAAGAUCAAUUUCAUAACUCAUAUUUGUCAUUAAAGUAAAUCAUCAUAUUUACUUAUUCCUUGCUUGUAGGAGAAUAUAUGUUUAUCUGCAAAUAUCAGUCAACAUCUGGAAUG